AGUGUCGUAGCUUCAUUGAUCUGGCUCCGGCUUCAGAGAGAGGAGUCCUGUGGCUGUCGGUGGUAUCAGAGGUACUAUACAUCAUGCUGUUGGUGGUUGGGUUCAGUCUCAUGUGUCUGGAGCUGUUUCAUUCCAGCAACGUCAUCGACGGACUUAAACUCAACGCCUUCGCUGCUGUUUUCACCGUGCUCUCAGGUCUGCUAGGCAUGGUGGCCCAUAUGAUGUACACCCAGGUUUUCCAGAUCACAGUUAGUCUGGGUCCUGAAGACUGGAGACCCCACUCCUGGGACUAUGGAUGGUCCUUCUGCCUGGCAUGGGGCUCCUUCACCUGCUGCAUGGCAGCUUCCGUCACCACCCUCAACUCCUACACCAAGACGGUCAUCGAGCUCCGGCACAAGCGCAAACUGUUUGAGCAGGGUCUCAGGGAGGAGCAGAACUACCUCGACCAGGAGGCCUUCCAUUACUUCAGGGACCGCUCCCUCCAGUCCAUAUCCAGCUCCAUGGAGGUCUACCCUGGGCACGGUGGAGGAAGGCUGCCUGGGGGGCCUGGAGGCCUGGCGGGGUCCGGGCUGGUUGGAGUACCAGGGAGAGAGAAGAUGAGGGGGUCCUCAGGUUCCAUCGACCUGGGAGAGAACUCUGAGUCCCUGGGGGAGGAACAGUGCUGAGAGAGAGAGAGGGGGGGUCCUCAGGUUCCAUCGACCUGGGAGAGAACUCUGAGUCCCUGGGGGAGGAACAGUG
Messenger RNA from Oncorhynchus gorbuscha (pink salmon), 738 nucleotides. RefSeq names its product germ cell-specific gene 1-like protein. The record is from RefSeq and is a predicted model, not a curated record. Gene Ontology annotation, cellular component: plasma membrane. Bases 84 to 665 code for a protein of 193 amino acids. Lineage: Eukaryota; Metazoa; Chordata; Actinopteri; Salmoniformes; Salmonidae. The transcript is spliced from 4 exons.